UUAAAGCUGAAGGGAGAGGCAAUAAAGUAGCUUUCGGCUGGAGUCGGGAAGGUUUAAUGCAAAUAAGAUAUCCUGAGGGCAGCGUGGCAAAAAAAGGACUACAAUUACCAAUGGUUACAGCGUCUGAGAAGCGCUGCUUUCUGGGGCUUGUAGUAUCCAGGAGCUGCGUUUGACUGAUCGGAUCUAAGGACAGUCUCAUAAAAUUUAAAAAAAAAAAGCCGGGGAGGGGGUGAAGAAGUAGUUCUGGAUCAGGCCUUACUUAAAUUCGUAAUCGAUCACAAGCUUAAGUAUAUUUUAAAAAACCCAGACAGAGUAAAGGGACACGCCGCCUUUAAGAUUAUGCUUACUAAUCGAUGACUCCUAAAUCGAGGAAUAGGUAGUUGAUGUUUGUGGGCUGGGCCUGUGGGAGGGCUGCCUCGCCGUGUCUUCCUGCUGAGGCCGCCGGAGGAGGGAAGGCGGAAGCCGGCAGUUCGACUGCAGCGUUUUCUCACACGUGCAGUCUAAUUUUGAGCUGCUUCUUUUUGUAGUCCUUAGAGACCAGAGCGCUCGUUGUUUAUUACCCCACGCAUUUAUGUAGGGAAGUCUGGUGUAUUUUGCAGGCAAGCCAUGGCUCAGCUCCAGACACGCUUCUUCACUGACAACAAGAAAUACGCAGUGGAUGAUGUUCCCUUCUCGAUCCCCGCAGCCUCUGAAAUUGCUGACCUUAGUAACAUCAUCAAUAAAUUGCUGGAGACCAAAAAUGAGUUCCACAAACAUGUGGAGUUUGAUUUCCUUAUCAAGGGCCAGUUUCUGCGAAUGCCUUUGGUCAAACACAUGGAACUGGAAAACAUCUCAUCAGAAGAGGUUGUGGAGUUAGAGUACGUGGAGAAGUACACUGCACCUCAGCCAGAGCAAUGCAUGUUCCACGAUGACUGGAUCAGUGCAAUUGAAGGGGCAGAGGAAUGGAUCUUGACUGGUUCUUAUGAUAAGACUUCUCGGAUCUGGUCCUUGGAAGGAAAGUCAAUAAUGACAAUUGUGGGACAUACAGACGUUGUAAAAGAUGUGGCCUGGGUGAAAAAAGACAGUUUGUCCUGCCUACUACUGAGUGCCUCUAUGGAUCAGACUGUUCUCUUGUGGGAGUGGAACGUGGAAAGAAACAAAGUGAAAGCCCUGCACUGCUGCAGAGGUCAUGCCGGAACUAAGUUUUGCAGUGGCUCCUGGGAUAAGAUGCUUAAGAUCUGGUCUACAGUCCCUACAGAUGAAGAAGAUGAAAUGGAAGAAUCCACAAAUCGACCAAGAAAGAAACAAAAAACAGAGCAAUUGGGACUAACAAGGACUCCCAUAGUGACCCUUUCUGGCCACAAGGAAGCAAUUUCCUCGGUUCUGUGGUCAGAUACUGAAGAAAUCUGCAGUGCUUCUUGGGACCACACGAUUAGAGUGUGGGAUGUUGAGUCUGGCAGUCUUAAGUCAACUUUGACAGGAAAUAAAGUGUUUAAUUGUAUCUCCUAUUCUCCACUUUGUAAACGGUUAGCAUCUGGAAGUACAGAUAGGCAUAUCAGACUGUGGGAUCCCCGAACGAAAGAUGGCUCUUUGGUGUCACUGUCCCUAACCUCACAUACAGGCUGGGUCACAUCAGUAAAGUGGUCUCCUACCCACGAGCAGCAGCUCAUCUCAGGUUCUUUAGAUAACAUUGUCAAGUUGUGGGAUACAAGAAGUUGUAAGGCUCCUCUCUAUGAUCUGGCUGCUCAUGAAGACAAAGUUCUGAGUGUAGACUGGACAGACACAGGGUUACUUCUGAGUGGAGGAGCAGACAAUAAAUUGUAUUCCUACAGAUACUCGCCUACCACUUCCCAUGUUGGGGCAUGAAAGUGAAUAAUAAAUUUUACACAGAUUCCUUCUGUAAAUGAAAUUGAUAGAGAAUUCUCAGAUUAUAUCAAUGCAGAUGUAGGAAACAGCUUUUAAGAUUAAAGUUUAUAUACUGUUUCACCCUUGAUAAUAGUUAUCACUUUUUCCUUAUUUUGUAUUUAUUAUACAACAGUUGUGUUUAUUAAAUAAGAAACAUGGCUUGCAUCCCCUACCUUAUGAAAACCAUUGAAAUUAAACUGAGUUUUUAAUUUCAUUUUUAAAGGUAUUGGUUUGAAUUAAGAUUUGCUUUUGAAAUGCUAUAAAAGCAUAUGUUAAAAAUACAGCAAUUGUUCAGAUUUUUAAUUCUGAGGGAGAAACUUAACUUUUUAAAGGUAGCUGUUUUAUAAAAGCACCAAAAAAAUAAAUUUUCAUAGGGAGAAAAUUAGAAAUAUAAUCUGCGUUUGGUAAAAUAAGUGAUAUCUAACUAUAAUAAUGUUCUUUGUAGGUAUUCAGAACAUUAAAACAUGUAGAUGUUGCCAGUUAAUUAAGAAUUUGUUGAAAUAUUUUAAGUGAAGUACUUUGUAUUAAAGAUAAGUAAGAAUCCUUUAGAAAUAGCAUACAAAUUUCAUGGUAACAAGGAAUCUCUCUCUCACACUUAUCCUUGUGUAUAAGAUAAGAAUAGAUUGUUUAGACAAAACCUUUCCAUCAGUAUUAGAUAAAAACAUUCUAAAAAUUUUGUAUCAUUAGCAUUUAUUUACAUUCAUAUAUACCAGACAUUUAAAGUAAAUGUUUUAAAAUGUGACUUUAAUGAAUUGGUAUUUCUCAAGCAGAACACUUCAACCUCUGAGUAACCUAUGAGAAUCAGUUUGGUCCCUCACUAGACUCUGAUGCCAUUUAUCUCACAUGAGGUUUCUGUCACAGAGGUCUAGGAGACAAUCACUAUAACUUAGCUGCAAUUGAGAGCCAAAUUGACAGUGGGUUAGACCCUGUGGGAGAUUAGUUCUCUCAUAUGCAGAAGUCCAGAGGCAGUCCCAGACUGAUCAAGUGGUUUUGUUCCACACCCCUUAGCUACCCAGGCUCCCUCUACCCCUAUGACAUGGUCCUCAUUUUCACACACACCAAGAGCUAGAGCUCCAGGUACAUCAUUUUUUAAAAGACAUAUUUUCAUGCCCAAGAAGUGAAUAAAGGUAGUCAUAAAAUUCA
Vicugna pacos (alpaca) is the source of this 3027-nucleotide messenger RNA. The record is from RefSeq and is a predicted model, not a curated record. NCBI's taxonomy places the organism in Eukaryota, Metazoa, Chordata, Mammalia, Artiodactyla, Camelidae.